AUGAUCACAGUCACUCUCAAACAGGUUCAUUAUCUGCUGACCCUCGAAAGUAUGUUUCACACGCUUGUGAAGCCUGUCGCUCCAGAAGAUCAAAGACGGAGGGGCAAGCUCAAGAAGCACGAAACGGACGCUCUGGUCCAGCAGGUCGAAACUUUGCAGGGGAUUUUAUCUGCUUUGCAGAUUUCCCCCGAGGAAGAUGCCUUGGAGUUGUUGAAGAAAAUCCGCCGCCAUGAAUCAUCCCUUGUUGACUUCUGGUCUGCAUCGGGGAGGCCGUCCCCGGUCAGCGAAACCCUGGCGGACUAUCGCAGAUCGCAGGAAAGGGAUACGAAGCCCGUGGAUCAACAUCCUCAUGCUUCAACACCUCAAAUAUACACUCCCGACAAUUUGCCACCCCUAGAAAUGGUCAGGCUGGGUAUUGCAGCUUAUUAUAACUGUUGCUUUACCUUGUUCUACCUUUUCCAGGAGCAGCAUAUCAAUGAACUGGUCCGACACAUGUACCAAUCCGAAGAGCCAGUGGACACUGCGACCCUAUGUGAAGUUUGUGCUCUGGCUGCCGUGGGAAGUCAGUACGACGCAGACCACGUUCCACAGCCUGUCAUGGAAGCUUUCUACAGGACAGCAUCCGUGUAUAUGCAUGACUGUGUCGAGGCCCACUAUCUGCGCGGCAUGAGAAUGCUUCUCUGCCUCAGCAUCUAUUCAUUCAUGACAAAAAGGAGCAGUGCUCGUCUUUCCGUUGCAUCCGGGAUACAAAUAGCCCGAUGGGCACGCCUACAUCGACAAGUCACUUCCCAUGACUUGCACCUAUGGAGACGAGUCUACCGAACUUUGGUAUUUAUGGAAUGUUGGCUCGCUUCGAGCCUUGGCUACCAAUUCGAUCUCACCGAAGAGGAGUUGAAUUUCGCACAGUUGGAAAUUGCGGAGCCAGUGCCCUCGCUAGAGAAUGCAAUUCAGGCUCAAAUGAGCGCGGUGGGCAUUCUCAUGGCAAAUAUCCUACGGGACGUGUACCGGUCGAGUUCUGCUGUUUUCUUAAUCGUGGAGAAACACGCGCAUAUCCUAGACGACUGGCGACGAUCACUUCCGGGGUAUAUGCAGCUUUCGGCUAUACUGGAUUCGUCCUCGGAAAACUUGGAAGAGAAACAUCGACGGUCUCUAGUGCUCGUGCAUAUCAUGGGUUAUGGGGCUCAGAUUCUGCUACAACGUCGCCUGCUUGUGGCCAUGGCGGAAUGCAAAAUGAACAAACGCUGGACCCUGGACGGCUCCCGAGAAGAAGGUGCUGCUGUCCAUCAAGAGUGCGUCACUGCUGCUGUGACUUGCGUUCAGCUUCUCGAAUUUCUGAGCUAUACAGGGAACAUGCUCCGGCGAUGCUGGUUAUGCAUUGGACACGCCUUCAGUGCAUGUAGCGUCCUUCUGUUCGAAGCAGCACAAUCUCUCCUACACGGUCUUUGGACUGGAGUAGAAGACACCCUCGCACAUUCACAAAAGUGCAUUCACGUCCUCCAAGAUUGCAGCGUCGCCGACCAUGUGGCCAAAACAAUGGUGGAUAUCGUCCAUCCGCUACACGAGGAACUCGUCACCCUCUCCAAAACCGACUCAUGGCAAACUCGUCGAAGUGGUAUCUACGACUUGUUGCAGAAUCCUCACCCGGAGCAUAGUCCGGAUCACGCUACGGAUCACUCGACCAUUGACAGUCAACCCGUUCACCCUGUUGCAAUUCCGGCCAUGCAGAAGGCGAUUGAUGUCCUUGGAAACCCUUUUGCACAUCCUCGAAGGCUUAAUAUCGACAGCUUUUCCCCUGCCGACCCAGACGUUCCUAGCUGGUGGAACUGA
Messenger RNA from Exophiala dermatitidis NIH/UT8656, 1827 nucleotides. RefSeq lists its product as uncharacterized. NCBI's taxonomy places the organism in Eukaryota, Fungi, Ascomycota, Eurotiomycetes, Chaetothyriales, Herpotrichiellaceae. The transcript is spliced from 7 exons. Bases 1 to 1827 code for a protein of 608 amino acids. The record is from RefSeq and is a predicted model, not a curated record.